AUGGAUUUCCCCCGCCCCGUGCCCAGGUCCAUCUACACCUCGCCCAUCAAGGCCCUGUCCAACCAGAAAUUUCGGGAUUUUCGGGAAACCUUCGGCGACGUGGGGCUGCUGACGGGGGACGUGCAGCUGCGCCCCGAGGCCGCCUGCCUGGUCAUGACCACCGAGAUCCUCAGGUCGAUGCUGUACAACGGGUGCGACGCCAUCCGGGAUCUGGAGUGGGUGAUCUUCGAUGAGGUGCACUACGUCAAUGACGAUGAGGUGGGGGUCUGA
This is a messenger RNA of Camarhynchus parvulus, 270 nucleotides long. RefSeq names its product helicase SKI2W-like. NCBI's taxonomy places the organism in Eukaryota, Metazoa, Chordata, Aves, Passeriformes, Thraupidae. Gene Ontology annotation, biological process: nuclear-transcribed mRNA catabolic process, 3'-5' exonucleolytic nonsense-mediated decay. Gene Ontology annotation, cellular component: Ski complex. The record is from RefSeq and is a predicted model, not a curated record. Bases 1 to 270 code for a protein of 89 amino acids. Gene Ontology annotation, molecular function: RNA helicase activity; nucleic acid binding; ATP binding. The transcript has 2 exons.